Zonotrichia leucophrys gambelii is the source of this 1881-nucleotide messenger RNA. Its product is annotated as coagulation factor XIII B chain-like. The transcript is spliced from 11 exons. NCBI's taxonomy places the organism in Eukaryota, Metazoa, Chordata, Aves, Passeriformes, Passerellidae. The coding region runs from base 1 to 1881 and encodes 626 amino acids. Gene Ontology annotation, biological process: blood coagulation. The record is from RefSeq and is a predicted model, not a curated record.
AUGGAGACAGUAAAGAAGAUGAGAUUUAAAAGCUAUUUUAUCUUCCUAGUUACGGUGUGCUCAAGGAGACUCUUUGCAGAAGAUACACCUUGUGAUUUGCCACAGAUAGAAAAUGGAAACCUUCCCCAGUACUAUUACAGUUUCAAAAGUUACUAUUUCCCUAUGCAUAAAGGGAAAAAGCUCUCCUAUUCUUGUGUGGUUGGUUACACAACUGAAAGUGGGACUCAAGAUGGAAGAAUAACUUGUACAGCAAAAGGAUGGUCUCCAGUGCCUCGAUGCUACAGAAAAUGCACCAAGCCUCUUUUGGAAAAUGGCUCUUUUUACAGCACAGAAAUGGACUUCAAAAUCCAUGAGAAACUGCAAUACAAAUGUAAUCCAGGCUACCUCACCCUGAGUGGUGCUGCUGAAGAUACAGUGCAGUGUCAGCCACAAGGAUGGUCCUCCCAGCCAAGCUGUACUAAAACACUUGGGCGGUGCCAGGUGCCGCGGCUGGAGCACGGCAGCUAUGCAGGCACGGCGCGGGAGGUGCGGCAGAACGGGACGCUGCGGUACCGCUGCCAGCCGGGAUUCCGCUCCGCCACCGGGAGCGCCGCCGCGGCGGCCCUGUGCCUGCCCCACGGAUGGGAUCUGCCCCCACGCUGCACCAGGAUAACUUGCUCCGCUUUGAGCGAAGUAGCUCAUGGAGGUUUCUAUCCUGUGAAGAAAAGCUAUGAAGAAGGAGAUGUAGUUCACUUUUUCUGUGACAAACAAUAUUCUGUCACUGGAUUUGAUUUAAUUCAGUGCUAUAAUUUUGGGUGGUAUCCAGACCCUCCAGUGUGUGAAGAUAUAAAAAAUAAAUGUCCUCCACCACCACUCCCUCGUGGCCAUUUCAGCACAGCCAGAACAUAUCAUAAUGGAGACAAGGUUAAUGUACAGUGCACCUUGGGAAGGAAAGGAUCUGAGGAAAUCCAGUGUGAAGGAGGAAAAUGGACAUCACCCUCUAUCUGUAUUGGAGCUGUGGAUAACCAGGAAUCUGGGACAGCACCACCACCACUCGAGGCACAUGCAGAAACAAGGGCAAACCAAUCACAUCACAAUGAAGAUAUGAAAAUGCAGCAAGACUGUGCCUCUCCACCUGUGGUUAAAAAUGGUGCUGUCCUGGGCCCAGUACUGGCAAGUUACAAAAAUGGUUCCUGGGUAGAAUAUGUUUGUCAGUAUUACCACAUUUUGGAUGGGCCCAGUACUGUUUAUUGUCACCAAGGAAACUGGACAGAGCAACCAACCUGCUUAGAACCAUGUACUCUGAAUGUAACUGAUAUGGACAGCAACAACUUAACACUGAAAUGGAGACGGGAAGAAUUAGUUUUCCUCCAUGGAGAUCUCAUAGAGUUUGAAUGUAAACAGGGAUUUAGUUUUCUCCAGACUGCCAUUCCAUCUCCUGGGAGGACACAGUGUGACCAAGGCAGACUGAAUUAUCCAAAAUGUGCUAUUCAAGCUGCUACAGAAAAAUGUGGCUCUCCACCCUCUAUUGCAAAUGGAGCUCUGACUGUCCCAGCACUGCCCCAGUAUGACAGUGGCUCUUCAGUUCAGUAUAUUUGCUCUGAGUAUCAUUUUUUGCAAGGCUCUGAGAGAAUCUACUGUUCUGAAGGACAAUGGACCUCACCGCCAGUUUGUAUAGAACCAUGUACUUUGUCAAAAACUGAAAUGGAGAAAAAUAAUGUGCUGCUGCAAGCAUUCUAUGCAGACCAAGUUUACUUUUACCAUGGGGAUUAUGUUGGAUUUUACUGCAAACAGAACCAUUUUGGAGCAGAAUCUGGCACAACUUUAUUUCAAGUACAGUGUGAGAGAGGACAGCUGGCAUAUCCAAGGUGUGUUGAAAGAGAAAAGCAAGUACGGACUUGA